AAUGAUCUGUUCGACUACUGCGCCGGUAAUACCGUAUGUAACCGCAGCGCAAUGGAUCAUCAAGCAUAGACAGGCUUAGAUAAGAUUAUUUUGAGUGUAUUAGAGUCUUAUUAAUUUGCAACAGCCCGUUGGAAAGUGGUUCGGUGAACGGCGAUUAAGAUGUCUGUCUCGUCUGGCUUCGACGAGAAUCCCUUCGGGGAGCCAACUAUCGACGAUGCGUUUUCGGAUCCUGCGAUUAGGAGAGCUCUAGCUUCCCCACCAGUUGACAGAAGUUUGGAAGAUUAUAAUCCUUUUGCAGAGCAAUUUACACAGGGAACUGCACAAGUUAGAGGUGCAGCAAAUCCUCCAAUUUAUGGAGGAAUUGGAGCCACACAGAACCCAGCGAUGCUUCAACCUUCAAAUCAGGAAGCUCCACCACCUACGUAUGCACGUACUCCUCAACAAACUGUAAAUGCAUCACUUGGAAGCACAAUGUCCCCUACAUCAGACCAAAGGUCAGAGCCAGAAUGGAAAGCAAGAACAGAAGAAGAUAUGAGAAAUACUCCUUAUUAUCCAAAGCGGAACAACUGGCCACCUUUGCCUGAUAAAUGCUGCUUCCAGCCUUGCUUUUAUCAAGAUAUAGAUGUUGAGGUACAUUCGGACUUUCAAAAGGUAGUCAGACAACUAUAUCGUUUGUGGAUGUUCCAUGGCUGUGUUUUGGUCUUGAAUGUUCUUGGUGGAUUUAUACUAGUUUUAUGUUAUGGACAAUUUUCAACAUUCGGUCUUGGAAUAUUAUUCCUCAUACUGUUUACACCAUUCUCUUUCUUGUGCUGGUUUAGACCCGCUUACAGGGCGUUCAAAAACGACAGCUCGUUCAAUUUUAUGGUGUUCUUUUUUGUCUUUUUCUUUCAAUUAAUUGUAACAACAAUUCAAGCCAUUGGCAUUCCCGGUUCUGGAACUUGUGGUAUAAUAACGGCUAUCUCGUCGUUCAACGGAACAACUAAAGGAACCUUUGUUGGCCUUAUACUACUCUUCAUAUCCUUAUGUUUCGUUCUUGCCGCCAGCGCUGAUCUCCUACUGUUGACUAAGAUUCAUCGUAUUUAUCGUUCGUCCGAUGCGAGUAUAUCGAAAGCACAACAAGAAUUCGCUACAACUUUCUUACGCAAUGAACACGUGCAGACUGCUGCAAGUAACGUUGCUGCUAAUGCUGUCCGCUCCCAGAUGGCUAACGCUGCUAAUCAACCACGUUAUUAAGCGUUUACGCCACACUACAGGAUUUAUUCUUCAGUGGCACUAUUUUAUGAUGUCGGCAUAAUGCGGUUCAUCAAUGAAAAGCAAGUCGGUUUGCUGAAAAUCAAAAUAACUUGAAUGGUUAUGUCCAUGAGUAUAGAGUUAAUUUCAACUGUUGAUCGAUAAGCGUUAAUUUAAUUAUGGAUUAGACAGAUAUUAUGAAUGUCCAUUAUCUACUCAAACGUCCUAUACAUUCCUUGCAUUGUGUAAUAUAUGGCCUUUCUUUAUUAAGUACUUGUUAUUUAGAUCCUUAAAGUAUUGUAUCACUUUGUAAAGUUUAAGGUAUAUACAUAUACAUGUAAAGGAUAUUUUAAAGUAUAACUUUUACCCGUGUUUAAUUAUUUAUUAAUUAUUGAUAAAUUAUUUGUAGACUACGAAAAAUUGGCUUAUAUCGUUGCUGUUACUUUAUUCUAAUCGUCUCGAUGAACUGGAAAAUUUAUGUCAAGUAAAUGUUCGGGAUAUGAAAAAAAAAAAGAUCGAAGACCUUGUUAUUUGUUGAGACUUAAAUCAAACAUAUUAUGUCCUCUAAAUAUAUUUUUACAUACAAGAUAAUGUUCAACUUGAUUCCAAUGAUUAUCAAACACCUUUAUUAUAUAACAGUGAAGAAUAGAGUAAUUCGUUUUGUAUAAACAGAAAGUUGUUUACAUUUUAUAAAUACGCUGGUAUAUUUGUACUUAUGUAAGCAGUAACAAAACAAGUGACAAAUAAAAUAUUUAGUUUACUCAUAAGAAAAA
Messenger RNA from Hylaeus anthracinus, 2003 nucleotides. RefSeq names its product secretory carrier-associated membrane protein 5A-like. Gene Ontology annotation, biological process: protein transport. The coding region runs from base 160 to 1233 and encodes 357 amino acids. Gene Ontology annotation, cellular component: trans-Golgi network membrane; recycling endosome membrane. The record is from RefSeq and is a predicted model, not a curated record. The transcript has 9 exons. NCBI's taxonomy places the organism in Eukaryota, Metazoa, Arthropoda, Insecta, Hymenoptera, Colletidae.